UCGAUUACAAGCUUUUUAUACAAAACAAGCAGCUCUAUCAUUUAGUUCGGAAGAUGAGCGAUGAUAUCCGUGAAAUUAAGGACAAGUUGAGACAUCAAAGAGGGCAACAGAAAAAAGACUUUUCUGCUAAGGUGUUGGAUGAUAUAUAUACUGGCGUUGUGAAACGUCUUUUUCCGUUUCAUGUUUACCCCACACAAACUAUAUUAAAGGAUACCCUUAAGGACUACCUCAACAAUAACUUCCACGAGUUUAUGCUUUUACAAAAAAUGAAGAAUUAUUGUGGAGCAGUAUUGCAAAAUGUUCGUUCCUCAGUUUGGAAGGUAUAUGGUCACGAAAGAUUACCCUCCUUAAAAAGCAAAGCCAGUACCAAUGAUAUAGUCAAAUGGAAGGAAAGUCUAAACGUUUAUAGUUGCUAUUGUGCUCUUUUUGAGCAGAAUGAUGACAGUGUCUUUUGGGUUUUGGUUAUAGCAAGGUGUGCCUUCACCACGGUUGCUGUUCCUAUAUUGAUUAACCAGCAUUGUGCAUUCACACUGGCAGUAUGCGAUAUUCUACUUAAUCCCCGGUCCACAAAUGUUUUAUGUACAGAAAAACGGAUAAGGAGACGUAUGGAUCAAUACUUGAAUGAUUUCAACAACGGUGGUCCUUGUUAUGAUUCGGCUGAAACAAUUAUGAGUGAAGAACUUUCUGUGGGUUCCCAGGAUGAUGAUGAACAAUCUUUGCCCGAUCAUGACCAUGCAUCCCAAAGUUCAAUGCUUUCUCAAGAAGAGCAAGAUGAAUUGUUUGAUACUUACUAA
Ambispora leptoticha is the source of this 794-nucleotide messenger RNA. Lineage: Eukaryota; Fungi; Glomeromycota; Glomeromycetes; Archaeosporales; Ambisporaceae. The record is from the annotation of a GenBank genome assembly.